Messenger RNA from Cervus elaphus (red deer), 13771 nucleotides. It is a transcript of the gene ONECUT2, whose product is annotated as one cut homeobox 2. The record is from RefSeq and is a predicted model, not a curated record. The transcript is spliced from 2 exons. Gene Ontology annotation, molecular function: RNA polymerase II cis-regulatory region sequence-specific DNA binding; DNA-binding transcription factor activity, RNA polymerase II-specific. The coding region runs from base 309 to 1847 and encodes 512 amino acids. Gene Ontology annotation, cellular component: nucleus. Gene Ontology annotation, biological process: regulation of transcription by RNA polymerase II. Lineage: Eukaryota; Metazoa; Chordata; Mammalia; Artiodactyla; Cervidae.
CGGAGCGGGCUCGGACAUGGCGAGGCAGCGCGCCGGCCCGCGCGGCGGGGCCCGGUGACCCUCCCGCGCCCGCCCGCCUCCCGCACGCGCGCCCCGCCCGCCCCCGCCCCGGUCGCGCCCGCCCGCAACCCGGGGCGCACACCCGCACGCGCGCUCCCCCUGCGCACACACACACAUACACACACACACGCUCUCCCGCGCCCUCCGUCGCCGCCCGCAGCCGAGCUCCGCCACGCGCGCCUCGCCAGCCCGCCGGCCGCCCCCGCCGCUGCCGCCGCCGCCGCCGCCCCCGGGCCCCGAUGGACUGAAUGAAGGCUGCCUACACCGCCUAUCGAUGCCUCACCAAAGACCUAGAAGGCUGCGCCAUGAACCCGGAGCUGACAAUGGAAAGUCUGGGCACUUUGCACGGGCCGGCCGGCGGCGGCAGUGGCGGGGGCGGCGGCGGCGGGGGCGGCGGGGGCGGCGGCGGGGGCCCGGGCCAUGAGCCGGAGCUGCUGGCCAGCCCUAGCCCCCACCACGCGGGCCGCGGCGCCGCCGGCUCGCUGCGGGGCCCUCCGCCGCCCCCACCGCCGCCGCCAACGGCGCACCAGGAGCUGGGCACGGCGGCCGCGGCUGCGGCGGCGGCGGCGGCAUCGCGCUCGGCCAUGGUCACUAGCAUGGCCUCGAUCCUGGACGGCGGCGACUACCGGCCCGAGCUGUCCAUCCCGCUCCACCACGCCAUGAGCAUGUCCUGCGACUCGUCCCCGCCCGGCAUGGGCAUGAGCAACACCUACACCACGCUGACGCCGCUGCAGCCGCUGCCGCCCAUCUCCACCGUCUCGGACAAGUUCCACCACCCGCACCCGCACCCGCACCCGCACCCGCACCAUCACCAUCACCACCAGCAGCGCCUCUCGGGCAACGUCAGCGGCAGCUUCGCGCUCUUGCGCGACGAGCGCGGGCUCCCGGCCAUGAACAGCCUCUACAGCCCCUACAAGGAGAUGCCGGGCAUGGGCCAGAGCCUGUCCCCGCUGGCCGCCACCCCGCUGGGCAACGGGCUGGGCGGUCUCCACAACGCGCAGCAGAGCCUGCCCAACUACGGGCCCCCGGGCCCCGACAAGAUGCUCAGCCCCAACUUCGACGCGCACCACACUGCCAUGCUGACCCGCGGCGACCAGCACCUGUCCCGCGGCCUGGGCACCCCGCCCGCGGCCAUGAUGUCGCACCUCAACGGCCUGCACCACCCGGGCCACGCUCAGUCCCACGGGCCGGUGCUGGCGCCCAGCCGCGAGAGGCCACCCUCGUCGUCUUCGGGAUCGCAGGUGGCCACCUCCGGCCAGCUGGAGGAGAUCAACACCAAAGAGGUGGCCCAGCGCAUCACCGCCGAGCUGAAGCGCUACAGCAUCCCACAGGCGAUCUUCGCGCAGAGGGUGUUGUGCCGGUCUCAGGGGACACUCUCCGACCUGCUCCGGAACCCCAAACCGUGGAGUAAACUCAAAUCUGGCAGGGAGACCUUCCGCAGGAUGUGGAAGUGGUUGCAGGAGCCCGAGUUCCAGCGUAUGUCCGCCUUACGCCUGGCAGCGUGCAAACGCAAAGAGCAAGAGCCCAACAAGGACAGGAACAAUUCCCAGAAGAAAUCCCGCCUGGUGUUCACUGACCUCCAACGCCGAACGCUCUUCGCCAUCUUCAAGGAGAACAAGCGCCCGUCCAAAGAGAUGCAGAUCACCAUUUCCCAGCAGCUGGGCCUGGAGCUCACGACCGUCAGCAACUUCUUCAUGAACGCCCGGCGCCGCAGCCUGGAGAAGUGGCAGGACGACCUGAGCUCGGGCGGCGCCUCCUCCGCCUCGGGCGCCUGCACCAAAGCGUGACGGAAGGCCUCCCGGCUGGGCACAAGCCACCUCCCGACGAGGACACCCGAUACCCAAAGAAAACGCAGAGGAAAGAGACACCGGAUUCUUAGCUGGGGCCCUUCACUGGUGAUUUGAAAGCACAAUUCUCUUGAAAAGAAACUUUUCUAUUCUAGCUGUAAUCAUAGGCCAGGUGUUCUUUUUCGUUCGUUUGUUUUUAAUGGCUAUGGAGUCCACGUGCAAGCUGAAAACUAAUCUCUUUGAACCGGACAUUGUCCUCUGAGCGAGCGUGCUAAGCACCCCAGGAACCCAAAUGGGGCCUUCCUAGAACAAGUCAAUUCCAGCCCAGUGUCAGCCAAGCAGGGUUGCUUAGAAUGUCAGCAUCCCAGUUGGGGUCCUGUCAGCCCCUUGGAGUCAGCGUUCCUAUGAGUCAGUAGUAGGAAUCUGGCUUGUACAAGGACUCUUGAGUUUGGGUUCCCAAGAUGCUACAGUAAGAGAAGAAUCUAGCAACAAGAAUGACCUCAUUUGCUUUCCAAGUGCUUAGCUUCAUCAAACCGUAGUUCACCAACGUUCACAGCCAUAACGUAAAAAACCAUCCGAAUGACAAUUACUGAGCACAAGUUUUAAAUAUGGAAGUUAAAAAAAAAAAUCCAAGGACCUGUUUUUCCCAACUCAGGCAUCUUUUUUCAUUGAACGGUUUAGAAAGCUUUAAGUUGAUCCAGUUUACAGUUUUCUUUUCCUUACCUCCUGGAAAUCUCAUGUGGUCUUGGAUCCAUCAAAAAAUAAAACAAACCAAGUCAGUUCACUGGAGCGCCAAGUAUCAAGCACAACGAAGAUAAAUAGAGAAGUGAGGGAGGUUCUGGAUUCACUGCAUCUGGAUUUUCAAGACACCAAUUGGGAAGUCAAGAGGGAAUCAUUGGGAAUAUGGCUUCAAGCACAUUUUGCAGUUUGCUACAAAUUCUGUUUGUACAUAAUGAAAACGCACACUCAGGAGGCCAAUUUAACUGUUACGGUAUACAGAGCAAAUGCAGCAUUUUAAAAGAUCUAGAUUUUUUUAGAUCAUAAAUGUAUCCUUCUUGGUUAUCCAUCACCUGGUCCCUCCUAUUGUGCAUUAUGACCACCACAUAAUACAUUCUCACACAUUCAGAUUUGGGUUGUUCCCUUGUCCAUCCCAUCAAUAGGGAUGUUUUCAGUGUUUCUUAGCAAGGAAAAAAAUAAAGAAUUCAAACCACCAAACAUGUUACUCAUAACCAUCAUCUAGUCCUGAAUCUCUUCCAUUAUUGAAUCAUCCUAGCAGAACAGCUGAAUAAAUCUGGAGGAAAACACAGCACACCAAAGAAGCAGAAUACUGCAAACCAAAGACAUUUCUUACUUGCCAUUUUCUAGCCUGAAAAGAAAUACUGUGAUUACUUUUAGAAGUCAGAAAACCUGUGUAACUCCAAAUGGUUUUCAGCGCUCGCAUUUGGCUCAUCACUGGGCUGAGUGGACCGGCUACGCCACGGAUGUUAGCCAGGCCACCGAGCGAGGGGCUCUCUGGUUCCUGGCUGUCACCUUCCCACAGCAAGUGGAGGAGGGCCCACAGGACCCCAGGAGAUUGCGACGGUCACCAUGUGCAUAUUUACCAGUGAAUGGCCCCAGGUGGGCACCACAGGGGUGUUCAAAGCAAGCCAAACGCUGCAAUGAUGCUUUACAGACACUUGAGACUGACUUUUUUAAUGAAUUACUUAAUCGAAACCAAAGAAACUUUUUCUGCACCUACUUCUGCAGCAAACAAAAUUGUCCCAUUGAAAUGAAUAAAGAAAAAUGGACAUCCAUGAAAAUCCACCACCACCAAGAUGGAAGCACGCCAGAAAGAAAAAAAAAAAAAAAAACAGAAACAGAAAAAACAUCGAGACACACUGUGUUCGAACAGACCUCUUGGGACAUUUUUUGGAAGCAGAUUUUUAAAAAGGGUUUGAGACAGGAAGAGAAAUAAGGAAGAGCCUCCGUGGCUGCUGCUUCAUCCGACGACUCAUGCGGUAAUCUUAAAAGUUGAAGAUUGUCUUUAAUUUGUGCCUAUGCAGUUUUUCAAAAGAACACGGAACAGAGCAACAGAAACCUCAACAGCUACAAUACCAAAGAUGAGGAUUUCUCACACCUUUGUUUCAGUUCAUUAUCCCCUCUUGCCUGGCUUAAAUACUAAUAGCGCCAUUGAUCUGUGUGUAAAGGUAAUCAAUUUUGUUUCUGAGCAACGAGAGGAAAGGGUCAUUUAUUUGAUUUUAUUGUUUCCCUAUCAUUUUGUUUUACGGCUUUCUACCCAACAUGGAGUCUCUCAGAAGAUUCCAUGGAACUCCACUUUAAGAUGUUGGGGGCGCUGAGCAGUUCUCUCUGCUCAGCAGAGCGUGGGGAAUCAUACUGUCACUUGAAUGUUCUUUGCUUAACCCUCCCUUUCUCUUGGUUCUUUCUGUGUUCAGAGUUUCAUCAUCAGGGGAGGGAAGGAGAGUGAGGGUCAGGAGUAGGGGUCUUGGGGAUGCGUCCUCUCCCGAGCCACAGAACCAAAGAAUUUAUAGAGGAAUUGACAAGCCUCAUCUUCAUGUGAUCGCUACAUCCUAACAGGGCUUCAUUUGGGGGUGGGGGGAGACAUGUAAAAAUGAUUGUCAGUUUCUACUUUUCUAUUAGCUUUUUAAAAAAUCAGCUGUAAAGUUGCAUUUCUAAAGAAAGAGAUAUAUAUAAUAUAUGAAUACAUAUAUAGAUUCAACUUGAUAUUGGCGAUAACCCAAAGUUAUUGCUGUUCAAAUUCACGUCUUGUUUUUGUCAAGUGCUUCAUCACUUAAGUACUCAGUUUCAGAGCUUUGCUCAUUUCUCAUGCCAUCCCAGAGUGUGGAUGAUUUAGAGUAUUCCGAUUUCUGUGAAAAUUCCUGGGAAAGAUUGAAAGUCAAGUUCAAGCAUGUCAACGUUUUAACGUGUUGAUAAAUGGGUCCGUGGGACAAAUGAGUGUUAUGUGUAUUUCGAGUCAUCUCUGUUCUCUGUCUCAGCCAAGAUCAGGAUGGAGUGACAUCCAUCCACCAUGGCCGGGGAGGGGCCUGUUCAUCUUCUCUAACUGCUGGGGAAGCUCAGUGGUCCGUUCCCACCAGUUACAGAGAUGAGGCCAGCCCAGACACGUCUUCUCCAGGAGCCCUGUCCCAUUGGGGUGUUCGAGAUGCCCCUCAAUGAGUAGAUCCACCGAAGGGACUUCUCGCAGAAGUCCAGCUCCUGCUGCAAUGGGUUCAUCAGGUUUCCUCAGGGUGGUAAUGACCAGUUUGUUUAGACAAGCCCGUGUGCAGCCCACGGCUGGCACUGGGGUGAGGCAGCAGUGUUGGGGGGUAGGGGUGUCUCAGUCCUGGAGAGCAAACACAAGGCAAGGUUUAGGGAGGAUCCCUGAUUCCUGCUUGGAAGACCUGUUGUCUGUGGUCCCAGCUCCUUGCCCCCUCCACGUUGGUCUCCCCUUGCAGAGGCAGCAGCCUGGAGCCCCAGAAAGAGAGUGACUUUCCGUGGCUUUAAUAAUUCAUCCCACCCAGGGUGUUCCUUGACUUUGCCCUGUGUCGCUUCGUCUCUUGCUCAUUCUCCAUGUCUCCUUUGUCAAACAACCAAGAAAAGAGCAUAUUUCAGCAGGGGGAUGCUCCUACUGGGUUGAUAAAAGCAAAUUUCAACUUGGGCCUUUCUUAAUGAAACUUUGUGACUCAUGGCCAAUGGAAAUGCUUGUUCUUCCCGAGACUGGGCUGAGGAGCAAAGCCUCCUUGGUUUGGUUAGUGAUUCUUUGACAUGCCAGUCUCAGCAUUUGGGUCUCUGGCGUCCUCUGAAGAUGUCUACACUGAAAGAGGCUGCCUUCGUGGCCUCAGAUUUCAACCCGGGUCCAAGCAAGUGUAGACACAUACACCCUCAGUGUUCCUGGGGACCAGAGGGAGAUGUCAUAAUGUAAAAAAAAGGCAAGAACUUCCCUCUUGGGUUUUGAUAAAUGUCUCAUAGCAAAUAAUGCCAUAUCAGAGAGAAGUGCUUGCUUCUGAAAAAUUAUUUACGUACAUAUAUAAAUAUAUGUGUGUAUCUAUAUAUUUGUGUAUUUAAAAGUUAAGUCCUACAGAAUUUCAAUUUGUUAAAAAUCUGAAAGAAAAAAAGCAAAAACCUGCAAACUGAAUUAUAAUGGAAUUUGACCCAGUAUGUCUUUCCUCAAGCAUUUAAAAACUUAUUUUAGGUUAACAAUUUUAGAGAAAAAAACUCUUUGGACUUAGUUAUAGUUUAGGAUCCAUUUCCUCAAUCCAAGAAAAAUUCCAGGCAUUAGCAAUGUUAAGGGCAGGGCAGUGUGAAGGGACAGUUCCAAACCAAAUUCACAUUCUUGAGACAAUGGAAAUCCAAAAGCUAUUGGCUGGAAAAUUCUUUAUUUCUUUAGGGAAAUAGGCUUGCCUCCUUUUUUGUUUUCAAUGUGAUUUUUGUCCUGAGGAUGUAGUUCUUUCAUUCCAGGAAACUUUUAUUUAAAAAAGAGCCAAUAUAUUACUCUUUAAAAAAAAGAAAACAGCAACAACAAUAAAAACUCAUCCACAAUAUUUAAAGGCCUUUCCAAAAUGUAAAAUAGCGUGUAGGUUGUAACAUUUAACAGUACAGGUGGGAAUAAGGCAGACAGCCUGACACUUGGGAGAAAUCACCUCUGCAGGGUCUCUUUUCCUGAGGGCUCCUGGCAACUGCGGGCUCUGGAAAUUCAAGCUCAUUUUUAUUUCUAGCUAAAAUAAAAUCAAAAUUAGGAGUAAAUCUGAUACACACACACACACAUUUUUGUUAAGUCAAACGAUGUAUUUCAGAGCCAAACAUAAAUGCCUUUUGAUGAUCAACCAUUUUUCUUUAUGCUGGGUGCCCACCUAUUCAUGCUGAUAUGUUAAAGUUGAACAGCUUUUUGAAAAAUAUGACUACCACCUGGGUGCAGGGGGACACUUUCCCACUUUUGAAAAUGCUGGUAGAAUUAUAAAAGUGUCUGUUGAUUAUACUGUUCCUAAAGCAUCGUGACAGUAUACCUUUGUGAUGAACUCUGACUUUCAGGAGGUUGUAUAGUAGGAAUAGGAAUUCCUUAAAAAUAGAAAAAGAACAGACUGGGUCCCAGUCUUGUUGAAGAAUAAUGGAGUAUAUGAAAAAGUAGAGAAAAAGAUGAUCCAUGUGGUCAAGAAAGGUUGACUCCAAAGCCCAAACCCAUGGACUGUGACAGUAACUGUCACAAUUCCUAACAAAUCAGAGCUGAGUUUUUGGUUGUUGCUGCUGCCUAUGCCUUGUGGUUCAGACUUGCUAGCCUAACCAGGAAGAGUGAGUGAAAGAUGGUAGACAGAAAAGGGAUACAGUUGGUUUGCCUAUAACAUUCUGAUGUUUACCUGUAAGAUUGGAGAGCUUUUGUACAUUUAGCGAAGACCAAGUCGCCUCUAAAACAACAGCAGAUUAUAGUUUUCAAAUAAGGCCACAAAAUCCUUACUAAAAGAAGCAAGUGUACCCAAGUUCGCUGUAUAAAUCUUACCUAGUUAGUGAUGUUGGCUUUAAACAUGGAUGUCCCAAUGCCUAUUUUCUACCUAUGAUUUUUUUCUUUCCAAGGGCCAAGGGGAGGGAGGGUUGGUUUAUUUGUUUUAGAAAGUCUCAGAAUUGUUUAUAAAAAUUUUUAAAUAUUGAAAUAACAUAAAGCCUCACUUAGAUAGGCCCUGAACUUACAGUUGAGGCUGAUGGGCUAUUCCAUGAACCCCAUGGGGACCAGAAGUGUUCCUUGUUUUCAGAUACCAAAAAGGCUGACAGCCGGAGGCAAGUGAAAGCCAGAGCCUAAGCUUUCCUUACCGGUGUUGAGUUUGGUUGCCUGGAAUUAACCAGUUCAUUCCCUUUUAAUGGAGGAAAACACACAUGUCUACAGAUCUAUUCAUUCCACGGAAGUCUUCCACUCUGCUACAGCCUUAGCAGAGAUAUUUCCCACUGCAUAAACCUUGGUAGAUACAUUUGCCUAAUCCUUGUACCAUCUUCCACUUGAGUGUAUACAGAUUUAGACGCCUCUUUCACCAUGUAUUCUCAUAGGCAACUAUAGCAACACCCUUCACCUGUGAGUGUCCAGACUGCACAGACACCUCCAUAUGUCCAUACAUACUGUCCCCUGUUACAAUAAAUACAUUUUAAAUGAUCAUUUCACAUGUAUGUGCUACUUCUACAGUAUACACUGUUUUUAUUAUUUAUUGUACCAUUGAAAACAAAAGUGCAGGGGGGGAAAAAAAAUCCCAGCAUCUUCAUUCCAUACACUUGGAAUUCCGUUCAUUUGGUCACAUCCAAGAUAAACUCAGCUUUUAAGAAACCUUGGAUUUUAUUUAAUCAUCUGUGUAAAAGUGACGUGCGUGCUUGAUGACUUCGGUUGAAUAGCUUUGUUGUGGAUCUCUCAUUAACUAAAGCUAAAUCCAAAGACCUGAAAAAAGAACACACACCUAAAAAAAAAGGAAAAAGAAGGAAAAAGUAGCAAGUACGAACUAAUGAGGAAAAAAGUGGGCUCUGGUUUCCAGGGUUGAGAAAAUGGUGAUGUGGUCUUGGGGGGGCUGUGUCAGCUAGAGGGAGGGACAUGGUGAUUUUUUUUCAUGCUUGUCACAUUUGAAUGGUCUUUUUGAACGUGAGAAAGUUCAGAGGUUAUAAUUUUCUGCUUUAUUUUCAUUUAGACUGUGGAAAGAGGCUAUACGUUUUGUCCAUUGAGAAAUGAAGACAAAAGAAACCUUUUUUUUUUUUUCCCAUUAUCUCUUUGGGUUAUAACCCAACAAGCUAAGUACCAUAAAUGUAAUUAAUUUAUUUAAAUUAGUUUUUAGCACACUGAAUGUAUAGGAUUUUGAUAAUUACUUAAUCAUCUUUGCUUACUCUGAUUUUACUCUUUGUGCUUAUUUAUCAGAACCUAGACCAAUGGUGCAUCAGAGAUGCGCGAUCCCUUUUAGAAUCCCCUUGAAGGUUUGCUUUAUAAAGCAGAGAAAUUCUGUUACAGACAGGGAAGAAAUACAGGUUACAAAAAAAGAAAUUUUUUGAGGUAUUUUUCUUUCUUGAAUUAACUUUGAAAAUAGUUUAAGUAACAGUGAUUAAAUUAUUUAAGUUCACAGCCCCACCUGGUACCAAGCGAACUUCACCUUUUAAUUAUUGGGGCCUUCAGAGCCUUCAUAUUGUAACUUAUUUAUUUAACUUAUUCAGCAUCUGCAAAAGGUGCACGAUAUAGUUUAUAUUUUUUAUUUAAAACAACAGAAAGCACUGCAGUUUGUUUGCUGUCAGACGGACAACAGAGCAAAGUUUGUGGACAAGCAAUGACUAUUCAACCCGAACCUGUGCAUUCAGAAAACGCAUGCCGAGACCCUGCUUCACCAGCCUGGAUUUCGGGGCUUCUGUACAGAAACUGGAAAAAUUUAAAAAAAAAAAAAUCAGAACAGCAAAAAGAAACCCUUAACACUAGCUGCUUCCAAGAAUGAACUCUGUGUGUGUGUAAAACAACAAACAAAAAAGGAAAAAAAAAAAGCAGAAAAAAGGAAAAAAAAAAAAAGGAAAAACUUUCUAUUUCUAGUGAGAACCAAAGAAGGCUACCUCACUGACUUUUUCCAUUUGUAAUUUUAAUCGUGUUGAUGACACCAAAGAUACCAAAGAUUUCUUUCUCUGUGCGGUCUGCAUUUCGCUUGUGCUCUUUUAUAAUUUUAACUCUUCUCUCUGAUGUAUGGCAUGUAUGGCCACAGCUCAGAUACCCCAAAGAAGUAGUUAAUCUAUGCGACAGUGGCUGCUGGUCGGGAAAGGGAUGUUUUCUGUAUUUUUCUUCGUGUGUUCGCUGUCCCCUCCACGUGUCCAGGAUGCACGUUCAGAUGUUGCUGUCACUGGAUUCCUGAAAUUCCAAACUGAUGAAGAAGCCUGGUUCGAAGUGGCCUUCGGUCCCGGCCACGACCUCUGUUCCCCACUUUGGAGCUAUCACAGUUGAGAUUUCCAGUGAUAGGAAUCCUAGUCAUUGAACGGUAGAGCUGGAAGGGACCUUAGGAAGUUUUUGGUCCAGCCCCUGGAGGCCCAGAGGAGUGAAAUAGUUACCCAAGGCAAGUAACUGACCCAGAGGCAAAGCCCAGUCAAGCCUUCUGGGCGUCGUGCGCCUCUGCCUGAGACGGGCCACACGUUGGAAAGAGGAAGAGGGCUUGGAGCUUGUCAUGAACAUUUUUACCCUGUAGAGAUAGUCAUAGGUAUUUUGGUGUCUAUCUAGCUAGAACCUCAAAGUCACAUGAGAUCAAUUGCUUGUCAAGGUGGUUAGCCUUGAUUUAUUAGAGCCCAGAGAGGGGUUUUCGCCCUGGAAGUUACACGGUUCCACUGAGAUCACUGUUGAACCUCCCGAUUCCAGAGUGUUGUAGAUUCAGUGAGUUUCAUUUCUGAUGCAUUGAGAAGAGAAAGUUCAUUCUUGGUCUGUUGAGUUGAAUUGUUAUGCAUAUUUUUAGAUCAGUAUUUGUCAGCGAAGGGAAAUUUGAUCACCGUUUACACGUGUGACAUUUAAGUUGUUCGGCUUUUCCCUCUUCCUCUUGACACAACACAUAGUUUCGAGGGCACCUCUGUACUUAUGAGAGAAGUUUAAGCCUUGUGUCAUUGGAUGCUGAAGCAUUACUCAUUAGGAGCAAAAGAUGACCACAAAAUUUCAGAGGAGUCAAUAUGCCAGUUUAGGAAACAAGUGCUUAAAGUUACUUCUCUUUUCCCUUCUUACUCAUGAAGUGAACUGGUCUUAGGUUUCUUUUGAGUCAAUUAACUGAUUAAUUCACCACUAAGAUUCAGUCACCAGAGUGAUUUGUACAAGAGCAAGGUGAAAUCAUUCUCAACUGUUGGCCAAAUGAGUUUCAGACAUACGCGAAGAUCAGCCUCCAGUCUGGAUGGUUGUUUAUUGAAUACUAGUAUUUUGCAUUUCAACUAACGUAGUUCUCUUUCAGCUUUUAUAUGACCAUUUACCCAAAGAAGCUAAGAAGGGAAAAGACCAGUCAACUCCUCCAAUCCACGCAUUGAUGUGAGUAAUAGCUAAUAGAGGAAAUUAGAAGCUAGACUGCCAGACUUGAAGGAACACCCAGUUAUCCCUUCCUGUCGUUUCCAAGCAGUAUACUGACCCAUGUGAAUCUUCUUUCCGGUCCAAACAGGCUCCAAGCUCCAUCUGCCCCCCAUACCAGGCGAAGGUGUAAGGCCUGACUUUCAGAUAGCAAAUUGCUUUGGUUUUCUUCCCAAAUUCCUAUUGGAAGUAGCAUUCUCCAAAUACCUGGGAGACAGGUGUUCUCCCAGACCAAGACGAUCUGGUGGUUGAGCAGCGACGUGCUCUGUAAGCCAACACCGCCUUCCCCAGCCUUCCAGCCACCAAGCCCCUAGAAGGAGCGCGGGGAGACGGAUGGCGGCCUGAACACAGGACACACCCCCGGUUGGCAGACCCCUCCUCAGCAAUCCCCCCUCAGCCUCAUGCUUCACUUGCAAAGUGUGACGUAACCACGGGACGAGUGCCUUGCUUGAACCAAAGCAACGAUUUAGCCAGUCUGGACUUCUCUGUGCUUUUUUUUAAUCCUUCCUGUGAAUACCUCAGCUUCCACUGGGCCUCCAUACAGUAAAUUGGUGGGCUUAUUGUACUGUGGUGCUUUGCAAUGCAACCCUGCAAACAAGAUUUGUACUAAUACCAAAGGUUCUUUCUCUGUCUCUCCUCUGCCUCCCCUGUUCUUCCCCCUUUUCUAGUUCUUCAUGGUUCCAAAGCUUUAAUAUGAACCUGGGCAUGUUGGCAAUGCAGACCGCGCAAUUCCUUACCGAAUUUUCUCAGAUAUACCUCAUAGAUAAUAGUGUUUAGAGUAAUGUUAUUAUAGCGUAUGUAAUAAAUUAUUCACUGUUUCUUUUGGUAACUGUGAUUUAAAAAAAGAAAAAGGAAAAAAAAAGCUUUAUACGUUUUAGGUUGUGCUUUUGUAAUAGACGAAAAGGUGAGCUUAAAAAAAAAAAUGUAUGUUUUUUUUUUUCCCCCUUUGAAUUUUAUUUAUUCUGGAUUGGGGAAAGUUGCAGAAUGAGCCCAAAGUUUACAGUUUCAUAUUUUGCUGAAGAAACAAUCUGUGUUCAUUUGCUCUGUUGAAAAAGAAAAUUUAUUAUUUUCUACAUUUGUGCUACUUGGUCUGAACAAUUAAUUGUUCUGUGCUAACAGUGUAGUAUUAUAAUUAGCAACUGCCAAUCAGUGCUAUAAUUUUAUGCAUGAGGCUAAAAAUUUAGCAAUGUGAUGCAUUGUGGUCUUAAAUAGCAACGUUUUUCAUUUUGAACUAGAUCUUCCCCUUUGGUUCAAUGGACUUUAUUUAUGCAUGGGCGCCAAAUUGUUUGUUAGCGGUUGUGGAACAGUUGUGUAUACAUUAAACUGUGAAAAUGUACACAGUUCAGCCUCAGACAGUGGUAAUAUUGGUUUUAUUGGGAGCUGUCUCACCUCGAAAAUACCGUGACCUCUGUUGGGAUUUCAAACCGAGUCAGACUAAAUCGAGUUCAAAUGUGAUGACAAGGGUCAUUCCAAGUUUGAGUUUGCCAACUCGAAUUCCCCAGUCAGAUUCUCAUAACCCAGCUAUCUUACUCCAUACAAGAGGAGCUUGGAAACAAGCAUUGAAAACCAGCUCUGCGUUUUUAAGUUCCCACAGGAGAGUCAUUUUGACUUUCUGUUCCUGACCUCAGACACAACUGGCCACCUGUAUGGAGAUGCAGAUUGAUCCGGGAUUCGCCUCUCCUGAGUCUUUGCUUGGGAAUGGCCACUUUAUGCUUGGUCUCCUGGAAGAAUACUGUUUUGUCAGGUCAAUCCAGAUGGCAUCAGUAUCAGUAAUUGUUCUCUGGGUUCUCUGUCCCUUUUCCUGGACAGCUCCACCAGCUGUUCUAGUUUUUGGGGGGCAAAGAUAGAUGGUCAUUCCUCAAAGCUUCACCUAUGCACCCAUAUCAUGGAUUUUCCUCCCUAGAGUGAGAGAUGAUUCUAGCUUACUCUUUUCUGCCCAACAAUGUUACAUCUGUCCUAAAGUGUGUAUGAGAAAUUUUGAAACCUAGUUUAGUAAAACCAUCUUUGUUUAAACUCCCUAAUUAUCUGAGGCCCCUAUAUCUCAAAAAGUAUUUUUCACUUUCAGUGGAUUGGGCAAACUUAUUCUUUCUUAUUUUGGGUCCUGAGGCCCAUUCUCAAGUUUCCUACCUAUUCCCCCAAUCAACAUGCUUGACAUUAAACCAAAUCAGUUGCCAAGCAUACUUUAUUUUGCAUAGGAGUGCAGCUUAGGAAACAGCAGUGGGAAGGCCGCAGCCUGCUCUGCAAAAUGUUGGAAAUCACCCACGGUAGCACAUUCAUACAACCAUCCACGAGAAUAUACUGAGAAUGCGCUUUCAUUAAUAAUGCCAAGAAGCAUUUUAUUUGGCCUUAUAAAGUAGAUCAUGAUAAUGAAAGCUUUGUAAUAGACAGUCUUGAUUUCUUCCCUUAUUAAUCUGCCAAAGACAGGAAUGGAUACAAGAAUUUAAAGUCGAUUUUUGUUAAGACCGUUUAUGAUUGUAAUCGUGUUUAAUCUCCCAGAAAGCUUUCUAUGUUCUUCCGCCAUAAAACCAAAUGGAUGUUUCAGUCAAGUUCUCCUCACCCUCACAAACCCACACACGAAUCCUCUCGAAGCAGGUGUUGUAGAAUCUAUGAAGUUCAAAUGUAUUUUCAAUCCAAAGUAAACAGAGGAGUGUCUGAGACAUGAGUGUGCCCAACAGUUUUUAUUACGAGAGACGCAUGGGUCUGGCUUAUUAACUAGGAUUUGCCAAGAAGCCUUGUCUUAUGAAACUCGAGGUAUAUUUUGUUAUGCCAUUUUAUGUCCUUUUUUUUUAAAAAAAAAAAAAAACUUUGUGGAAAGUGAUAUGUUGAAUCAAGUGUAAGCUGAGUUUUCCAGACAACUGAAGUAGCUACAUCGUGAAUGUUAUUUUGUUAUUAAAGGGUUUUUACUCAA